Wyeomyia smithii (pitcher-plant mosquito) is the source of this 2355-nucleotide messenger RNA. RefSeq names its product dnaJ homolog subfamily A member 1 (gene Droj2). Gene Ontology annotation, molecular function: Hsp70 protein binding; ATP binding. The record is from RefSeq and is a predicted model, not a curated record. The coding region runs from base 342 to 1589 and encodes 415 amino acids. Gene Ontology annotation, biological process: response to heat; protein refolding. The transcript is spliced from 4 exons. Gene Ontology annotation, cellular component: cytoplasm; cytosol. Lineage: Eukaryota; Metazoa; Arthropoda; Insecta; Diptera; Culicidae.
AGAUGGUAGAGAAACGCACUGUGUAAACUGUAUGUUGGCGCUUAGCGAUAUUCAAACAGUAUCCAAACAGAGUUUCUAGAAACCGCAAGCUUUGUGCUAUUAACAAAUUAUGCGACGAACAUUAUUACCAAGAACAACUUAAUUCAAGUUUAUAAAAAAAAAUACUGAAUCGGAUAAGUGAAAAAUUAGAAAAUCGAUAAUUGCACUAAUAACUGUUGUCUUUAUAUAACGAGACGUAUUCAAAUAGUUCAGGCUGCAUUUCCAAUUAGAUCACUUGAACCGAAGUUGUAAGUACCUAACUCAAAAACUGGUGCAGCACAAGUGGCGUUCAGGCGGUAAAAAUGAAAAUCAAGACCGAACAAGGAAAACGGCACAAAAUGGUUAAGGAGACAGGUUUCUACGACAUUUUAAACGUUAAACCGGGUUGCUCUCAAGAUGAUUUGAAAAAAGCUUACAGAAAACUAGCUUUGAAAUAUCAUCCGGAUAAAAAUCCGAAUGAGGGUGAGAAGUUCAAGCAAAUUUCAAUGGCGUACGAGGUACUAUCGGAUCCGGAAAAGAAAGCUAUCUACGAUGAAGGUGGUGAGGCGGCCAUAAAGAAAGGUGGAGCAGGUGGUGGUGGUGGUUUCCACAGCCCAAUGGAUAUCUUCGAGAUGUUUUUCAAUGGGGGUUUCAGUGGACGAAGCAAACGAGAACGGCGCGGCAAGGAUUUGGUUCACCAGUUGUCGGUUACAUUGGAGGAGUUGUACUCGGGCACGACCCGGAAAUUAGCUUUACAAAAGAACGUUAUCUGUGAUAAGUGUGAGGGUAUUGGCGGCAAAAAAGGAUCAGUACAGAAGUGUAGCCCUUGUCGUGGCUCUGGUGUUGUGACCAAGAUCCAGCAGAUAGCUCCAGGAUUUGUGCAGCAGUUUGAGGAAGCAUGCCGUACUUGCCGUGGGAUAGGCGAAAUAAUCGAUGAGAAGGACAAAUGUAAAACAUGCAAUGGACGAAAGACAGUGCGAGAUCGUAAAAUUCUUGAGGUUAAUGUAGAAAAAGGUAUGCGCGAUGGUCAGAAAAUUGUGUUCUCAGGUGAAGGUGAUCAAGACCCUGAACUGCAACCCGGCGACAUUGUGAUAGUAUUGGAUGAAAAAGAACAUCCUGUUUUUAAACGUUCUGGGCAAGAUCUUAUUAUGCACAUGCAGCUACAAUUAGUUGAAGCGCUCUGCGGUUUCCAAAAAAUUAUUAGGACUCUGGAUGACCGAAAUCUGGCGAUUACUUCUUAUCCAGGAGAAGUAGUAAAAAAUGAGGCAAUUAAAUUCAUUGCUGGCGAAGGAAUGCCACAAUACAAGGAUCCAUUCGAGAAAGGGCGACUUAUUAUUCAGUUCUUCGUCGUAUUUCCUGAAUCAAUGCCUAUCGAUAUGAUACCCGCUCUAGAGCAAUGCCUACCAGGAAGGCCAGUAGUGAAAAUUCCUGCUAACGCAGAAGAAUGUAGCUUGGUGGAAUUGGACCCAGAAAGCGAUCGUCGAAAUUAUGGCUACAAGAAUGCUUACGACGAGGACGAAGAUCAUCAUCACGGCCCCGGGGUGCGAGUGCAGCAGUGUGCUUCCAGCUAAAUAUGCUCUCGCUAGAGAACAAAUAUCACCGUGUAUGGAAAAAGCACGAAAGAGUAGAUGAUGGUCGUAAACGUGUGCGCGCAUUAGAUGCUAAAUUAGAAACAUAGUUUUUUUCUUAACCAAAUCGCCGAAAACUCAUCACAUGCAGCAACAAUUCUCCCCACGUUUUUCAACAGAUUGGAAUACCAUGUAGAAGAUAGAGAAUGUUUUGUAUCAUUUUUACAUCUGAAUUGGUUUGACGCGGAUAAAUAAAUUGAAUUUAUUACAGUUGAAAAGCGGAAAUCAAUUUUUGUACAAUGUUUUCGUCGUUCAUUCCAAAUGAGCUUCGCAAAUUGAAUUCAUUACCUGUAAAUCUACAAUUAUGACAUAUUAAACGAAGCGAAUUUUAGCCUUUGUACUAUCAUAUUUCAAUACAAAUGUUUUCAUUUUACAAUAUUUCUUUCCUGCUACGUAUCAAAUUACUCAAUUUAACAAUGGAACCAAGUGAACCUAUGUUGAAAAUUUUCAAUUCAUGCUUAUGUUAUACAAAUAGUUCCCAACCAUGAGCAACGAUCGGAAAAUAGUGAACGUAAUAUGAUUGUACAUGAUAAGCAGUGUAAUCAACAAAAUUAAAAAAAUACAACUACUAGCUAAAGGCAUAUUUAAUGGAAAAACACCUUAUACCAUAAAAGUAUGGAACGAGUAAAUACUAUUUCAAAUGUUCCACCCUCAUUUGAACAGGAGCUAACGACAGAAAUAAUAUAUUUUAUGAUUGUCCACUUCCGUA